AUGGAGAUGAUUACCAAUGACAUGUAUCAGAAAGCUGAGAUAGCCUGGUUCGGCCAUCCUCUCGUGGAAGCUACCAUGAGCAUCGGCAGGUUUCUCACUGAGGCGGAGCCGGAUGCAGUUCAGGGUUACGCGAGCAUGCUACAUCAUCUACUGCGCACGCGUCACUCAAUACUGGCGACGGACGUAAACUCUCUCAUAGACUACGCCGACAUGUUAUACGAACACGAAGAGGGGUAUAUGCUGUUCGAAAGCCUUAUGGAGUUCGAGAUUUAUCCUAAUACUACCGACCGCACCGGUCGCCAAGUCUGCGACUUCCUCAUAGAAAGCUUCCUCCGUCCAUUCCGGCGGCUGUACCACUCGGAGCGUCGGCAAGCGUUGCUGGACUCCAUCAACUAUGCGCUGAAGAUACGCUUCCCCGAGUACAGCAAUAUGAGGAGAUCUAAUGAGAAGGGGCUCGCGGGGGGAAGAGAGAAAAAACACAAGCGACCUCGGCACCAAAAGAAACACAGAAGGCAUCAUAGAAUAAGAAAAAAACAUGAACGAAGAAACCGCCAUAGAAAGCACAGACACGCACACAAACAAAGAAUUUCACACGCAAAAAGAAGAAUUAACGACAAACAUGAUCAUUUGAAUAUAAAAAGCACCCAUAAGAAACCAAAAGUAAAUGUUAAGAGAAGACACAACACUACUACAAAAACUAAUUUUGAACGCAAAACAAAACAUAAAAAAAGUCAUAUCCGAACUACACCAACGUACAAUAUAAAAACUGAAAAUUACAGACGAUUUCAAAAAGCAACACAACAGCCCCAAUUUGUUUUUAAAAAAGCUAAAUUCCAAAACAUAAGACCCAAAAAGCAGACUUCAGAGCUAGUUACUUCAAUAUAUCUAUCAAAUAAUAUUGCUAAAAGUAUAGAAAGAUCGAAAUCAGUAGAAGAAUUAUUGAAACAUGAUGAUCAUCUCAGCCUUAGGAAGUCAAUGCAUGAAAAUAGACCAACUCUAUUGGUUAUCCAAUGGACCGGUGGGACGGGAGCUCCAUCCAGCGUCUAUAAAAAUUAUUUGAAAAGGCAAAGGACAAAAAUAAAAGCUAAAAAAACUGAUGUCAAUGAAGACAGUAACAAAUUGCCUUCAGACAGGAUACAUGGCAUUCAAGAUGAGAAGGUUGAGCAAAAUCGAAGAUUACAGCGGCUUCGCAAAUCAUUACCCCUAUACUGAUACUCGAAGUUAUUUUCGCAAUAUAAUUAAAAUUGUGUUAAGUCCACAU
Messenger RNA from Helicoverpa zea (corn earworm), 1261 nucleotides. RefSeq lists its product as uncharacterized. The transcript has 6 exons. The coding region runs from base 1 to 1212 and encodes 403 amino acids. The record is from RefSeq and is a predicted model, not a curated record. NCBI's taxonomy places the organism in Eukaryota, Metazoa, Arthropoda, Insecta, Lepidoptera, Noctuidae.